UAUAGUGUAUAGUGUAGUUAUAAAUAAUCUCUAAAUGAUAAGCUCUUAUCAUGAGUCUUAUUGGUGCAAGUGGACAUCUCGUAAUAGCCUAAUGAUUAUACACUAAGUAUUUGUUAUGAUAAACUGCUAGACAUUACUAUACUUUGCUAUUUUAAUUUAAAAAUACAUACAUGAGUGAUAGAACGAAAUAUGAGUCAAUCGUUUAGUAAUUCAACCAGUGUUUAUUACAAUAUGGAUUACCAGUACACAUCUAUUCAAAACAAAGAUAAUGAUGGAGACAAAAUGCAAGGAAGUCAAAGGGUAGUAAUGUUCUGCCUGCUAACAACUGUAUUGCCCGCAAUAUUAAUUAUUUCACCAUUAUACCUCAGAAACAUUACAUAUGCUGAUGUAAUGUACAAAGUGUCAGACUCUGAUGUAAUACAGAUACAUAAAGGACAAUCAUCAAUAUUUUGUGAAAAACAUUCCAUAAAAAUGAACAGUACCUUUAAUGCAUUCCAAAUGAAAGGAAAACCUAAACUAGCUAGUAACAGGAGACAUAUAAGAUUAAGAAAAUCUAUGACUCUACCUGAUGAUACUCUAGAGUAUUGGGGGUUCUAUCUUUUUGCUGGAGCUACUGUUGAGUUAAAAUCUUGUUCCAGGUAUGAUGGCUCAAAACUAUUGGUUGUGAAAGGUGAUAAAAUAUUUGAUACAUGUGGCAUUUUAGAUGGUAAAAACAAAAGAGAUCCCUUGGUAGUUGAAAAUAGUGGACAUGUUUCAGUAACUUUGGAAAAUCCCAAAGAGAUAAAAACAGAAAUAAUUGGAGAUGUACAUAACCAAAAUAAAGUAUGGUUUAGUGAUUAUGUAUCAGAUAAUGAUAAGAAAACUAAACAUAAACGAGAUGCACAACCUUUGCACAAACCAAACACAGUAUUAGAUACGGGUGUUAAUCAUGGAGGAAAUGCUAUCAACAACUCCAUAGUACCCACAGAAGAUAAAUCUGUAUCAAGUUUCGAGAACAGUUUAUAUGAAUGCUAUAAUGACAAUAUAUUAAUGAAUGAUUUUUUCCCAUAUUCAAUACAAUGCAACAAUACGAAGUAUUUAGAGGAGACAACCACAUUGAAAGUUGUCCAUGAAGUUACAUCAGAUGGAUAUUAUUAUUAUGUUUUCUAUAGUGAUAAUGACUUUGUAAAUAACGAUAUUCACGCAAUUUUUGAUAUUUUUAAACCCACAUUCCAAUACUCUAAUAUAUCUAACUCCAAAAUGUGUCUGAACAAUACAGAAUGUGUAUUUGACGUAGAGAUAUUUAGUGAUGAAUUAGUAAUUGUUGAGGUUCCAACAAGAGAUGGUUUAAAUAAUAAUGACGAUAAUGAAUUUAUACUUACAUCUGUCUGUCAUCCUCGAAUAUCUGUUUAUAUUUUCUUUCCAAUUUCAGUACUGUUACUUAUUCUAAUUUUUGCAUUUUUAUGAUAUUUAUUGUUAGUAUUUGUUUACAUUUUGUUAAUUAAGAUAAAUGUAUCUAGAAGUGUGAUAUUAGUUUAUUAAAAUAGGUGUAGGUAUAUAUUUUUAAUCUUGUUCAUUGAGUACCUAUCUGCAUAAUAUUAAGACUGUGACGAUAUUUUUGCGUAGUAAGGAUCUAUUUAAUGUUAAUACUUUUAAAGAGAUUUAAAUAUCAUUAUAAUACCUGGUUAUAUAAUUAAA
Messenger RNA from Bicyclus anynana (squinting bush brown), 1677 nucleotides. RefSeq lists its product as uncharacterized. The record is from RefSeq and is a predicted model, not a curated record. NCBI's taxonomy places the organism in Eukaryota, Metazoa, Arthropoda, Insecta, Lepidoptera, Nymphalidae. The transcript has 2 exons. The coding region runs from base 190 to 1446 and encodes 418 amino acids.